AUGUUUGUGUUGCUGAUUGUCGUCGUUGGUGAUAAGUCGCAGGUGAAACGGGUGUCUAGCUCCAGCGAAAUGAUGCGCAUGAUUCAUGGAGAAACGAAAACGAUUGUGUUCAACUCGUACGGGGCCACGGUACCUUCUGCUCCUGGUGCUACGCUGCCAAAGGACGAAACCGAUGCCGCAACGCGCCAAGAAACCAGGAGCGAAUCCACCGGGAGGGCCUUCUCCAGCAGUGACAGUGUAAAUGGCUUCCCGUUUUCGAUACACCCCAAUUACCUAUCGAAACCCGUUCAAGUGGCACGGCCAGUAGACGAUGCGUACCAAACACCGAAAUACAUCUACCCAAGCUACUCGGACAGCAGCCGAAACAGCCGGCCGUACUACGAUGGGCCCGUGGCGAUGGACCGAUUUGCUCCCGGGGAGGCAUACGGUGGCACGAUCUACAAGUUGAAGAAGCAAAAGCUAGCCCUUCAGCAGGGAGGCGGUGGAGGUCCGUUUGCGUCGAUUCCGGCCGCUUCGUUCAACAGUCCGGUCAGCGUUGUUGCACCGACCGUAUUGCGACCGGCGGCCUCUGAUAACAGUCCAGUUAACAUUCCUGCACCGCCUGGCCUAAGUUCCAGUGGUUCACCACCUUCACCAGCAAUGCCAUCUAUGGAUGGUCCACCAAUGCCAUCCAUGGAUGGUCCACCCAGCCCGACUAUCAUUGCCCCAACACCGAAUCCGAGUUCUGGUGAUGAUACCGCCGGAACUAUCCCGGUCGGACCGGGAAAGCCGCAGUAUCUUCCUCCCUACUAUGCUGACAGUCGACCACCGCCACCGCCACCGGUUCCAAUGAAAAUGCCCACAAUGCCAAUGAUGCCAAUGAUGCCGCCAAUGAUGCAAGCGCCUGCAAAUAUGCCACCCAUGGAUGGCCCACCGACAGGACCAACCGGAAUGGAUCAUGACCACGAUCACCACCACCAUCACCACGAUCACGACUUUCCUUACUUGACCGGAUUCGACCAUGACCACUACCCGGACAUCAUUUACGAUCACGAUCACUUUCACCAUCAUCACGAUGAGCCAACCACAACACCAGCUCCACCACCACCACCACCGCCACCACCGGUACCGGAAACACCGCGUCUCAAGAACUACAGCUAUUAUUACAUCAGUCGUACGCUGUGGUACGUGCCACUGUACUUUACCCUUUACUUCUGCUUCUACGUUACGGCGCUGAUCCUUCGGUCGAUUGCCAGACACAAGGUCAACAUUCCUAACGAGUGGACCGCCAACCAACGUUCACUCUCCAGCCUGGCGGACCUGAGCGAUGCACAAACCCGCCAGAAGGCUACUAUGUUAGCCACUUUUACGAUGAAACAGAUCGAAGAUUUCAGGGAGAAAUACUUGUAG
Messenger RNA from Anopheles bellator, 1389 nucleotides. RefSeq lists its product as uncharacterized. The coding region runs from base 1 to 1389 and encodes 462 amino acids. The record is from RefSeq and is a predicted model, not a curated record. Lineage: Eukaryota; Metazoa; Arthropoda; Insecta; Diptera; Culicidae. The transcript is spliced from 8 exons.